This is a messenger RNA of Closterium sp. NIES-67, 1682 nucleotides long. The record is from the annotation of a GenBank genome assembly. Lineage: Eukaryota; Viridiplantae; Streptophyta; Zygnematophyceae; Desmidiales; Closteriaceae.
AGAAGCCACCAGGCAAAUGACGACAAGUGUAAGCUGAAGCAGAAACGCAAAGCCGAGGAGGAUAAGCGAAACGCAAAGCUCAGGCGAACCGACUGUGAUCCGCACAGUUUUCCCGGUUUGCUGGCAUCCAGGCUCCCUCGCCCGGAUCUUAGGAUACCGUUGACUGACGCUGCGUACGGGCUGCAUCCACGUCCUGACGUUGUUGUGCCAGUCCCAGAACCUACACGCCCAGAACCUACACGCCCAGAAUCCGUUUUGGUGGUUACAGAACCGGAAGAAGAGGUUUUCGACCUUAGAGCCGAGUUAUGCAUAUUGUCCAGGACUCACGGCUUUACCAAUGCUGCGAUUUCCUCGUUGAUACAGAUCUUCAGGCAUCCUGCUCUGCAGCAAGGUCAAUUGGAGGGAUGGAACAGUUACAGGGACCUCGAGAAAUUCGAACAGGACUGCGAGGUGGGAGAGGAGAACGAAUGGCAUGUGGCGGAGAUCGAGAUCGAUCACGAAGUUGGCUUCCUGACCUUCAAGCACCGAAGCAUCGUCAAGGUUCUGCUGGCCAUGUUCAAGACGAUGUCGGCCGUCAGUGGUUUCGCGAUUGAACCCGAGGAGUGGGUGGUCGAUGGCGAACGCCGAUACAGCACCCCGCAGAACACAGAUUGGAUGCUCAUGGCAUGGGAGCGUGUGAAGAAGCUGGGCAUAGUACUGGCGAUCAUUCUGUUCUCCGAUCAAACCAACUUGUCGUACAACGGUCGCCAGUCAGCACAUCCCUUUGUGAUGUCCAUGGGGAACAUCCCGGAGUGGGCAAGGUGGCUCGAGGGUGGCACGGAGCUGGUUGGCCUCCUGCCGAACAUCCCUCCAGAUCUGAAGCCGGAAGAGAAGACACGCGCCUUCCAGCAAGCUGCAGACAUUUUCAUCGAGCCGUUGAGGCGGCUCUCAAAACUGAAAGGUGCCACCUUUUUCUGCAUCCCAUCCGCUCCCGUCCGUGUCCCCAUGGUCGUUCCAUCUGCUGCAGGGGCGGGUUGCGCUUGCAGAGCAGGGCAGUAGUCAAAGGGGCCCAGGGGGGCGGCGGGCUGUCAGGUGACCCAAAUCCGUCAGGUGACGGAUUCUGGCCGCCAAGCGAGACAUGUGCCUUGAGAUUUGGACCGACUGACAAAUGCUCGGAGGGUUGGGAGGGCUGCUCCGAAGCGUCAGCUGCAUGUGCGUCACCUCCCACAAUGCUAGCAGCUACAGCCGGCAGCAACCCAUGGCUGAGAGACAAGGACCGACACAUUCCCCUCCUGCUCCUCCCCCCUGCUGACGUCACCAUGCCACGUGGCAGGGUUCCUGUUCUUGCAUGAUCCUGGCUUCCAAUGCUGUUGUGCCGCGCGCCCGACUCAGCGGCACCCAAGCUGUUGUAUCGCACAGCCAACUCGUUACUGUCACCCUCCCGCAUUGUUGUCACAACGCCGCUGCUGCUCCACCCCUUGAGGCGCCUCCCCGCCCCCAACAGAUGCUUCCAGGAAGCACCCAACUUGGGGGGGCUGCUCUGAGCCAAAGUCGUUCGCUGCUGCCUUGACACCGGCCCUUGCCCCUGCGGCAACGGGUCUGCCGCAGGCCCUCCCCCUGCCUGGCCAACGCCGAUCUCAGAGCUCGGAGUGAUUUCAUCGCUCGUCUGUGAAAGCAAAUCGCCCCGUCUUGCGGACGUGUUC